UGAAUAAAUGAUUAACGCCUCUCCCCUCUGCAACAGUGGAAUGGCACAAGACGAUGCCGAAGCUUGAAGUUUCUCCGAAGCUUUUUAGACUUGUCAUCUGUCAGUAGCGCCAAGUGACUUGAGAGCAACAUUCGUCCCGUGCUGAUUAUGACGGCCAACAAUCGGCACAUUCGCCAAGGGUAACGAAAGCUCGUGGGUCCCGAUAAAAGCCGACCAAAGGAGGCAAGUGAGCCAUGCAUGAGUUGACAGCACAAGUCACCAGCAGCCUGCUGCCUUUUCCUGCGGUGACUCUCGAGGCUGUAGGAGAGGAUGAGAUCACGCUGGACUCUGUGCUUCACGGCAGGUUUACUGUUGGCCGUACAGGGCAUGCUUGGCUUGCCUGCGGCCCCCAUCUUGAGUUCGUCCACGCAUUGACCGGAGAACGUAUGUCUGCGUACUGCUUUAGUGGUGGAGGGGAGCACCCACCCAGCAUCCUCACCGCAAGGGACUUCAGCUGGCUCAAAAGGUCUGGCUUGCUGGUGGGCUUGGAAGAAACCGAAGGCAGUGUGUUGUGUCUCUAUGACUUGGGGCUGUCCAGAGUGACCAAGGCUGUGGUUAUACCAGGCAGGAUUACAGCCAUUGAGCCCUUAGUGAGCUAUGGUGGGGCAAGCACUUCCACCCAGCAUCUCCACCAGUGUCUUCGCUGGUUCUUUGGCAUCGCCGCUGUAGUCACGGAUGUAGGCCAUGUGCUGCUCGUGGACCUCUGUCUGGACGACCUGUCUUGCAGCCAGAGCGAGCUGAAGGCUUCAGGCUUGCAAGUAGUGACCAAAACUCUGAGAGAGAUUCCCAGGCUUCGAGAAGUGAGCAGCAGAGAGGGCAGACACCUUUCCCUCCAGCUCAAUGGGCCAAGUGGUGUAUCAGCCACAGCCCUGCAGUACAUCCCCAGAACAAACCAGCUGGCCGUGGGUUUCUCUGAUGGCUACUUACAGCUAUGGAACUUGAAGUCUCUCAGAAAAGAAUACCACUGCCAGUUGGAUGGUGGCAGAGUGCCCGUUCACGCCUUCACCUUCCAGGAGCCAGAAAAUGACCCCAGAAACUGCUGCUACCUCUGGGCUGUCCAAUCUUCUCAGGAUCAAGAAGGCGAUACGGUCAGUCUCCACCUGCUACAGAUGGCUUUCAGUGAGCGUAAAUGUCUGGCCUCAGGGAAGAUCCUCUAUGAGGGUCUUGAGUACUGUGAGGAGCGUUACAGUCAAGAGUUGAGUGGUGCAGCUUUUCCUCUCAGAGCCCAGAACACCAACACCCGCUUGCUGAACUGCCAGACCAUCGAGAAAUUCCGACCCCAUCCAGACAGGGACGACAGCAUGACUGAAGUUGCAUCUCCAGACACCAGUGUGUCCAUCUUUAGCUGGCAAGUCAAGGCCUACGGGCAAGGAAUGCCUUCUACCUACAUUGGCAUUUUUGACAUCAACCGCUGGUACCAUGCACAGAUGCCAGACUCAUUCAGAAUGGGCGAGUCUCUGCAGAACUGUGCUUACCUUGCCGUUUGGUGUUUGGACCCAGUGACGCAAAUGGCUCCUCAGAACGUCUUACUGGAUGUAGUUGUACAGGAUCACAGUCUCAGCAGGGGUCUGCCUUUGACUUUCCCCCCACCGGAACAGUACUUUAACCCAACCACAUACAACUUUGAUGCUACCUGUUUAUUCAACUCUGGAAUUGUCCAUUCAACCUGCUCUGGACAUCAGAAACAAACUUUGAACUUUUUGAAGAAAGCUGCUCCGUGUUCCAGUGACGUCAUCUCCAGCAGCUACUCGCGGUGUCUCAUGUCAGGCCUUCUGCCAUCUCGCCUUGCUGAUGCCCAUUCUUCCAAUCUCUCUCAGGAGGAGCAGCUAGACGCCAUCCUGUCGACUGCAGUCGAGACCAGCACUUUGGGACUGAUCACUGGUUGUAUCAAGCAGUGGACUGCAGAGGAACAACCAGGCUCUGCGCUAAACCUUCGCUAUAUCUUGGAUUGGGCCUGGAAGAAAGUGACCAAGACCAAGGAGGAAUUGGAUAGCAUUUGUGCACCUCUAUUCGACAGCUCGUCCAACUUCACAGAUCCUCAGACCAUGCAGCUGCUGCAGCACAGCCAGAGACUUCUGGAGAACCUCAGCACCAUCUUCCACUGUCUGCUCACCGAAGCUCAGGAGCUCACGCAGAAAGGUCUUAUAGGUCUGAUCAACAAGAAUGUGGCGUCUGGUCUGAUUUCCAAGUACGCUCAAGUGGUCCUCUGGUUCUGUCGCACUGGCCUGCUGCCUGAAGGAUCAGAUGUUGAUGCCGUGCAGAUCUCCAGGCCUUUCUACAGUCACUCAGUCAUUAGCAACUAUUACUCUAUUCGCAGGGAGGAGCUCACGUCUCUGGCCAAGGGAAAGUGGUGUGCUGACUGCCUGAUGAUUGACAGUUUGGUUGGCCAAUGUGGAGAACAUUUGGCCAAUCUGUGGAGGAGGGAUGAAGGUGGAACAGGACAGUACCCACCGCCUACCCUUCAUGCUUUGCUGGAUAUUUAUCUUCUGGACAGUGUUGAUGAGGCUGCAAAACAUGCAAUUGUAAUCUACUUAUUGCUGGAUGUCAUGUAUUCCUUCCCCACUAAGGAGGGAGCGUCAGUGGAGUCUUUUCCCACAGCUUUUGACAUCCCUAUUGGAUUGGUUAAACUGGUGCAAGGCUUCUGGCUGCUGGACCACCGUGACCACCAGAGUUCAUUUGAACUGCUUCUGAAUCCGGCCGCCUCUCAGUGUCACUUUGAGUGGCAACAUGAGCGCGUCCUGCAAGCGUUCAUGUGUCAGGGCCAACAUUCAGUGGCGCUCCGCUACUUUCAUGUCACGAAGCCCUCCAUUUCCUCCAUCUCGCAGGCCAGACUCUGCCUGGCUGUACUGCUACACAACAGGUGUCUCACUGAGGCGUGGUCAUUGCUACGUCAGCACUCGAAUCAUCUCAACAGGGCCGAGCUGCUUGGCUUCCUGUACGAGACCUGCCAGGAGCUGGGUCUCAUCAAAGAGCUGCUCAAACUGCCCCUCGGCCCCACUGAGCAGGAAACUUUGGAGAAGUUUCUUCAAGGAACAGGCGGUCUUCAAAACAGGGAAAUACUGAUGGUUCAUUACCUUCAGCAAUCCAACUACAUACCUGCGCUGCAACUCAACCACAGCCUUAAAAUGCACCUCGUGAAUGAGCGAGACCCAAAGCUGAAAGAGCGAUCAGACACCCGCAACUCCAUACUGGAGCAGUAUGGCAAAAUUCUGCCCAGAGUUCAGAGAAAAUUGGCGAUGGAGAGAGCCAAACCCUACCAACAUCCCACCACCAUCCACAAAGAAGUGACUCGUCCACAGCCACUGUCAACAAUCAGCAAGCGUUCCGCGAAUGAGAAAGUGAUGUCUAGGGCGGGCUUUAUCAACAGUGUCUUGAAUAAGAUUGAGGAGGUGUGGAUGGGCAAAGGAGAGACACCUCUGUCCUCCCCUGCUAACUGUCCAAGAACUCCUGGAUUCCUGAGUCCACCACCUAAGCCUGCAACUCAAGCCCAACCGGAACCAUUCUUGGGAACCCCGUUAACUAUGAGCUCUAAACGAAAGUCAAGGCUAAGCGACUUGGUGGUUCAUCCCUCCUCUCACACCCCUCGACCACUCCUCAGUCCUGCCAGACCUUCUUGGGCCAUUUUAAAAAGCACAACUAAGGCCCCAGAAUUUAACCUCCUGCAAACUCCACUGAUUGUGAAGCGCGCUCGCGCCCUGGCUGCUUCCGGCGCAGUCUUCUCAGCAUUCACCCCUCAGUCCAUCCUUCGCAGUAGCCAGAGGCCCACUCCCAUGGCCACUCCCUCUGUGUCUCCGGGGCGCUCCAUCACCCCUCCGUUUCGCAGCAAAGAGAGCAGGAUCACUUUUGGUGAAGUGGCCGGGUCUCCUGAAGUGGAAAAGGACAUGCACUUGACCAACGGGAUGCUAGCAGACCGUGACAUUGACCUACUCACCAGAGGAGCCAGCCUGUCUCGCACACGCAAGACCUGGUCUGCACAACUCGAUGAAGAUGAAGAACCAGAAUCGCCCCACGUCAAGUUUAUGCCGCCCGAAGGCGGUAUUCCCUCGCCGCAGCUGAGAUGCUCUCUGAAGGAAUCAUUCCCAAUCCACGAAGCUGCAAAAUUAACCAAUCCCUUGGACGCAACCCAAGAUCAACCUAGCUUGAGCUUUGACACAAGCCAGACAUCUUUCCAGGUGACGGACACCACUCUGGAGUACUAUGAUGCGGAGGAACAUCAGGAGGAGGAGCAUCUCGACACCGAUAAAGAAGAUGACGUUGUGACUGUAAACCUUAAAUUUUUGGGUGAAAACGAACCAGAGCAGAACUCUAUUCCAGCUACCGAGCGGGCUUCUCUGCAAUUAUCAAACGAUGCUGAGAGUGAAGGCCAGGAGCUUAUGGAAGAAGAGACCUUUGAAGAUGUGAUGGAGAUUGCUGUGGAGCAAGACGAUGACAACAAAGAAGCAGCUGAGUGUAAAACGGAGAACCAACUAGAUGAGUUGGGAGGGGACCGAGAAAAUCCUGAGGUUAUUGACAGAGAGCAAGUUGAGUGCAAAUUGGACAAUGCACCAGACACGGAAUCAGGUAGCAAAGAAGCAGCUGUCGAAUUUAUUGACCAAGAAGAACCAUCAUAUCAUGGUGACGAGCUGUUGGUCGCUGCCGCAGAGACAGCAUCUCAGCCUCUGUCAUUCACCACCGAGGAGCAUCCAGCCCAGUCACAAGCCCUUGAAUCCACCGCCAUUUUAGAACACCAGAACGCAUGUGGAGACUCUCAAGCCAUCCCGAUCACGCAGCAAGAGAACGCAUGUGAAGACGGUGAAGCCACAAAAUUCAUCCAGCGCAUGAACUCAUUUGGAGACAUUGAAGCUGCAGCCUUCACUGAGCAUGCGCAAACAUGUGGAGACACUGAACCUGCAGAUGUACCAGCAGAGAAUUUGGAGCAAUCAACAGAUCUGAAUGAGUUUGUGGAGCGACAUUUGUUUGGUAGUGGCCUGUCUCCUCCUCUGACCCGCUCUGGAAUUCACGUCUUGUCACAGACAGCCCCCAGCGGGAUCGUGGAUGUAUUUAAAAAUACAGAGGAGGAAGAGGAGCCUUCUGCCAAAGCUCCACCUGUAUUCACCAGCCAAAAAUCCACUGCCUCUGUGACAUCUUCCGAGCCGACAGGCACCGACUCCAACUCGGUUGCGAGUAUGAACGACAGUGAAGAACUAUCGAGCUCCGAAUCUGAGGAGGAGGAGGAGGAGGGGGAUGAUGAUGAUGAAGAAGAAGAAGAGGAAUCUGAUGAGGAAGAGUGUAAUGAUGAGGAGGACUCUGGUAGUGAAGUGGAGAUCAUUGAGGAAAUCCAGGGAAACGGGAGUCUACGAGGCCUCCCAGCCAGCUCGGCCUUUCUUCAUGAAGAAAACAAUCACUUCUUAUCGGCUUUGUCGGAGCAGGACGCCGCACAGUUUUCUCUUAUACCGCCGGGGGUUGAGAUGAAGAUGGUCGGAGAGGAAAUGGAAGGAGAUGUGUUGAUGGUGAGACUUGGGGCAGAUACGGAAGUAAAGGAGACGCUCGGGGGCGAGGGACCAGGGUCAUCCUACAUGGAGCUGAAACCUUCAACCACUCUCCUUGUUCCUCUGGAGCUUGUGGAUGGCCAACGGGAGGCGAUCGACGCCGCCCCACUGCAACUGCCUGAGCUGCAGCAAGCCGUCGUACCAGACGAGCAGAAGUGUGCAAGUCAUGGCACCUUCUCGCUGGUGCUGGACAUGGAUGAGGAUGGCGGUCACGAGGCGCAUGUGUUGCCCAUGGAGAAUUGUACCGAGUCAUCGGAACCGAUAGCGGCGGCCUCCGGUGACCUGGCAACACAACGUGAGAUUAUUUUUCUGGCACCGGAUGCUCUCGAGUGUGAGGCGGCCACACCAGAAGAUGAGAGGAAGGAAAUCAAUGGGCAGACCGAGCCACAGAACACUGAGGUCGAACUGAAUGCGGCAGAAGAAAUGGAUGCGAAAGAUCACGAGCCUGUCAUUUUACCGGACUCUGAGACUACCGCGUCGCAGGAACCUACAGACACUUUGGAGGAGAGCGAUAGCGGGAAUUUUGUGAUAGCACAAGAUGCCAAUGUCGAGAUGGAACUAGAGGAAGGGAAACCUGAAAUUGCCGGGGCCCAGAAAGGCUCUGAAGGAGAUGAACCUGUUGAGAUGGAAGGAGCUGCCAACCAUGCAGAGACAGCAAACUCUUCGGAAGAAGACCAGCAACAUCUCGACCCCUCAGAACUGGAUAACCGAGAACAUCCAAAUGAGAGCCAAAUAAGUAAUGAAGAGGUUCAGGAUUUCACUUCAACCGGUGAACCUGAAGCUCUUGCCCCGGAGACUUCAACUUCUCAGAGGAAGACGACAGUUCCGUUCACUCCCACCCGAAUGACAACACGCUCGAGGAGAACGGUUACGUUCAUUACUCCCAUCCCUGAGGAACCGGAGACGGCAGAUAAGAGCACCGUGGUCCCUGCCUCGCUCAGUCGAACAUCUGGAACGAAAGGCACCAAAAUGCGAGCCGGUACACCUCGGAGAAGCUCUCGCAAAGCUCAACCUGAAUUUCCUCAAGCCCAGGAGGGAAGUCCAAAAAAGGGCCAGCCUCAGGAGGAGGAGAUGGAUAAAGACGAGGCAACAGCAGCUUUACAUAAUUACGCUGCUCCAUCACCAUACAGACGACGAGCUUCUCAAAGAGCCGCUCCUGUUCGAACCAGACAAACAAGCAGAAGUAAGGACGAACCCGAUGCCAGAGAGGAGGAACCAGAAGAUGAGAUCAGCGAUACAAACAUUGCUCCGAAAGCAGCCAGCAGGACUUCCAGCCGCGCCAAACGCACAAGCUCUCACACAAACACCCCAAGGAGGUCCAGUCGUCGAGUCCUUAACAGCAACGAGGUGUUGCAAACCACACUGGAGGUCCUACGAGAGGAAGACAAAGAACAGGUGGAGGUUUUUUCAGCAGCGGUCAAGCGCAGCAUCACGAGGCUCAAACCGUCAAAGGAGGAGGAGGGCGGAACACAGGCCGAUUCCAGCCCGACGAGGCCGACGCGUCAGUCCAGGCGCGUCAUUCUCGACGUCUUUCCAGACAGUCCAGCAAAGAUGGAGGCGAGCGUCAGUCAUGGCAAGCAUGAGCCCAAACUGAACAGCGCCGCGGGUCGUGAGAGUCUCCGGCAGACAACCAGAAGCAAAUUGUGGGAGCACCCAGAGGAAGACCUCUUCUUACUGGCUACCCCUUUGGAGGUGGAUUCUGAAACCCCGGUAGCUGACGCCCUCAUCAAGAGGCUCCAGGACGAAGAGGAGAAGCAGAAAGGCGAAGUUGUCAGAAAGAGGUCGAGGACCAGAAGGACGACAUCGUCCGCGGAUGUCCUGGUGGGAGAUUCUGCAAAGGACGAGACCAGCCCAGGAAACCAUUCAUUCGUCUACUUGCCCUCACGGAGGAGAACAAGAGCCAGCAUAGCGGAGUCGCCGGGCCCCAGUGACGAUGUUCCGGUGGCCGUCACUCGCAACGCGAGAAGAGCUGUCGACGGUGCUUCAAAGGAAGACUUCACUUCAGAUGAAGACUACACGAAAAAGGCGAAACCAGUUUCAAAAAGCAGAACAAGUGCCAAACGAACAGCCAAAUCCGCCCCGGAGCCUCUUCCCCUGGUCGAAGUGGAUCUGAUCUCACCACUGCCCAGUCCGGUCAAUCAGGCCCCGCAAGCCCGGAAGAGGGAGAAGCAAGGAGCCGCUCGGACGUCAUCGAGAAUGAACCUCCGCCGUAAACGCAUAAUGGACAGCGUUUUCAUCAAGCCUGUCACACGCAGAAAGAAUCUCUGAUUGAAAGUUGGUGGUUGACCUCAAAAGUGCUGCUUAGUUCAUUUGGACAAAAUGUCUUAACUCAUUCACUGCCAUUAACGGCGAAAGAUGUCAAAGAUCCGUUUUUACUGGGCCGGCAGUAAAUGAGUUAAAGGCUGCAUCAGUGGCCAUUUUGUUUUGGUCUCGACCUGGCAGUGAUCGACUGCUUGUUUGUUAUAGAUGCUCCCGUUAAAAAGAACCAGAGAAAGAAGUCAUUCUUUUUUGAGGAGACUUUCAAUCCAUUCUCUUUUAAACAUUAGCGGUUUAAUAUUAAACCUCUUGGAACACCGCUGUUAAGAAAUUCAACCAAUAUUUCUAACAAUGUAAAUUUUCUUUGUUCCAAAUAAUGUUAAAUAAUAAAUUCUAUUUUUUCCCCCUUUGGAAGUUUUACCACAUUUACUUAUGUAAUCACACUGUUUAGUCUUACGUUUUGAUUUGAAGAUUGGGGCGCACGACAUGUUCUUUGGUGCCAAAAAAUUGGACUCUCUUCCUACUGGCAAUGUUGUACAGUGUGCAAAUGCAAAGAAAAAAAACUGCAAAGAAAAGGAAAAAAAAUGGAUUUGUUGACCUGAGUGUUGUAUAGCUGAUACAUAGGUUAUUUUCUGAAGAGUGUAUGUAGAAUGUUAUUUUUGAUGACUGCUCUUUGAUAAACACAAUAAACAUUGAACGUUG
Hippocampus comes (tiger tail seahorse) is the source of this 8525-nucleotide messenger RNA. RefSeq names its product AT hook containing transcription factor 1 (gene ahctf1). Gene Ontology annotation, molecular function: protein binding. The transcript is spliced from 40 exons. The record is from RefSeq and is a predicted model, not a curated record. The coding region runs from base 234 to 7835 and encodes 2533 amino acids. Lineage: Eukaryota; Metazoa; Chordata; Actinopteri; Syngnathiformes; Syngnathidae.